Molecule: messenger RNA, 3327 nt
Organism: Amphiprion ocellaris (clown anemonefish)
Lineage: Eukaryota; Metazoa; Chordata; Actinopteri; Pomacentridae
Gene: gjc2
Product: gap junction protein gamma 2
Exons: 2
Coding region: 969-2225 (418 amino acids)
Biological process (GO): cell communication
Cellular component (GO): connexin complex
Source: RefSeq, a predicted model, not a curated record
CUAAAUAUUAUGACACUUGAUAUAACUGAACAUACCUGCUGGUUACAUUGCAGCGGAUCCAUGUUGAGGCAAGGUGGUUUAUGUCUGUGUGACACUGCUGUCCUCAAACUCCCUGUCUUUGUCUCUCCAAAUGUCUUUUUCAUAAAGUCGCACACCGUUACCUAUUUGACAGAUAAUAUAGAGGGUCACUAAUCUGCAUUCACUGUGCUUGAUGUGUAGGGUUAGGGUUGGUGCAGUGACAGAAAUAGAGGGAGAGAAGGAAAGAUACUAUUUUAAAUUGUAUUUUUAUAAAGGUGUGACACAACUUUACUUUCAAUUACCUUCUUGUCAGGGAGCUAUUACAGUUUCUAAACUGUUGGGGGGCAUGAUGACAAACUUGCAAGAAGCUAAGAUAAAUACAUAGAAGGGAACACAGAGGAUAGAGAGGAAGAUAAAGUAAGAGAAAAAGAGAGAGAGAGGGACUCAUCAUCUGUGUUACAAAUGUUGCACAUGAGCGUUGGGGGGAGGUUGUCUGUGUUGCGAUUAACGCGCUCCCUCAGCUGGGUGUUCAUUUCAAUCUGCAGUACGAUAUCCUGAAGUCUGAACCCUUGGAUGAGGGUCACUUGCCAGAGGAGGAUUUUUUUUUUUCUGCCUCUCUGUUUUUUAUACUUCCUUCUUGGGCAGAAGGCUGGUGUAAUAGAAACCAGACACAAGCCAGAAUGUGAGGCAUUCACAGCGGCAAGACCUCACUUUUCACAGAGUGGGAAAACAGGAUUAAAAGUCUAGCCUGAUAAGUUCAGUCACUGCUCUCGUUUUUGUCCUUCUGGAAGUUAUCAAUAAGACGGAGAAGGCCAGGACAUUAGGAUGGAAGUGGUAUUGCAUGGAUCAGACUGUGCAGGGGAUAUCUAGAGAGGGCAAAGGAGACCUUCAGGAUGGGAAAAGCAUUUGCAACUUUUCCAGAUUCUAGUUGAAAAGUUUGUAAGAGCAACAUGAGCUGGAGCUUUCUCACUCGCCUCCUGGAAGAGAUCCACAAUCACUCCACCUUCGUGGGGAAAGUGUGGCUGACUGUGCUCAUCAUCUUUCGCAUUGUGCUCACAGCAGUCGGAGGUGAGUCCAUCUACUCAGACGAGCAGACCAAGUUCACCUGCAACACCAAGCAGCCGGGCUGUGACAACGUGUGCUAUGAUGCCUUUGCUCCCCUCUCGCAUGUUCGCUUCUGGGUCUUCCAGAUCAUCAUGAUCUCCACUCCCUCCAUCAUGUACAUGGGUUAUGCCAUCCACAAGAUAGCCCGAAGUUCGGAUGAGGAGCGCAGGAAGCACCAAAGACUCCGCAAAAAGCCACCUCCGCACUCGAGAUGGAGAGAGAGCCACCAUCUGGAGGAUGUCUUAGAGGAGGAGGAAGAUGACGAUGCUGAGCCCAUGAUCUAUGAGGAUACGCUGGAGGUGCAGGAGGCCAAGCCUGAACCAGUAAGCAGCACGAGCAAAGACCCACCAAAACACGAUGGCCGCAGAAAAAUUAUGCAAGAAGGCCUGAUGAGAAUCUAUGUUCUUCAGCUCAUGUCGCGGGCUAUUUUUGAAAUUGCUUUCCUUGCGGGACAGUACCUUCUCUAUGGUUUUCGAGUUAGUCCCUCAUAUGUAUGUAACAGGAUUCCCUGUCCACACAGAGUGGACUGUUUCAUCUCCAGGCCCACAGAGAAAACAAUCUUCCUCCUAAUUAUGUAUGUGGUAAGCUGUCUCUGUCUCGUGCUAAAUGUGUGUGAGAUGCUUCAUUUGGGAAUUGGCACUUUUCGGGAUACUCUUCGCAUGAAAAGGAACCGAGGCCGGCGGACAUCCUAUGGUUACCCAUUCUCUCGCAACAUCCCAGCCUCUCCUCCAGGGUACAACCUUGUGAUGAAGACAGACAAACCCAGCAGGAUCCCCAACAGCCUCAUCACCCAUGAGCAGAACAUGGCCAACGUGGCCCAGGAGCAGCAGUGCACCAGCCCAGACGAAAACAUCCCCUCUGAUCUUGCAAGUCUGCAUCGACAUCUACGGGUUGCACAGGAACAGCUCGACAUGGCCUUUCAAACAUAUCAAACCAAAAACAACCAACAGACCUCCAGAACCAGUAGUCCUGUAUCUGGGGGCACUAUGGCAGAACAAAAUCGAGUGAAUACAGUCCAGGAGAAACAAGGCGCAAGGCCAAAGUCGGCCACAGAGAAGGCUGCAACUAUUGUAAAAAAUGGAAAGACCUCUGUCUGGAUCUAGAGAUAAAUCUAAUUUAGUAAAUUAACAGUAAAAACUUUGAGUCUCCAGAACUGCACUGUGACCCAACUGGAGGAUUUGUGUGUGUGUGAGAUACAACCUUGGACAAUAACAUUUGAGAUUUCAAUCACGCUAGCUGAAGAAGUACACAGUAGGACUAGUUGUUGGGAAUAUAUAUAUAUAUAUAUAUACUAUAUAUGAAAAAAAACACACAUGAAGAAAUGAUCAAAUCAUGAAUCCUCUUUGUUACUGUAGUGUGUCAUAUUGUGCUUUGCCAUAGCUUUUGGAUAGGGUUAACAUAUGCUUACUAAGUUCAGCAUCUCUAAUUCCAACUAAAAUGUCAAGUCAUAAACAGACUGCAUUGAGCUAUUUAUCUGAUUUACAUCCGACUGUUACUGAACUGUAUUCAUUUGGAGAAAUUUAACUUUGAAAAUAUGCGAUUGUAUUAUCAAUCCAAAUUUGAAAAUGCCGUGGAAAGGACUUUAGAAAUACACAAUGACUACUUACUGAAGAAUGAUGAUUGUUAUUAGAAAUAUGCAUGUUUAUUAUUUGAAGAAAUAGUUGUGGAUGUGGUACGGAUGAGUGGUCCUUGAACCAAAUUAAAUGUGAAAUACUUUGAUAAAGUGAACAUAACAGGGAUGUGUCACUGAAGGCUUCACUGGUAAACAUCUGCUCAGUGUAAGAAUCCUCAGUCAUUGCGUGCAAAGCUUUCAUCUGUUUUCAAAGCCUUGCAGUGUCAGAUUUAAAGGGAAAGAGGUAAGUGAAUAGGAAAUCUAAUUAUUUUCUAAACUAAAUACUGAUUUUCUGCAAUCUGAAGCAGAUGAUGCAUGCUUUACAACUUGGAACAUACAGUAUACACUUAGACUACAGUAGAGGUCCCAUCCUUAGCUAUUGAGUGAGCUCUUAUCUUAAUUUUAGGCAUGUUAGAUGAGAUACAGAUGAGCAUUGUUCUUUUUCUGUCACCGAAGCAGUAUGUUUCCAAAACUGGUUUCAGAGUAAUAGCUAAUCCUGCCUUCACUGUUUUCAUACUUCAAAGUGCCUCAAAGUCAAGUCAAGACUGUUCUAGAAUUUUAUUCAUGAAAAAAUAAACUUAUUUGAAACCUCA